GCUUAGGAGCUAUGGCUUCCUUCAGCAACCUGACUGUUGGUAUUGCUGUUGCCAGUUUUGCUGUAUUUCAGGUCCUGUUCCAUGUUUUAAGUUCUUGGGUAUCGACACGAAUAACUCCUGCUUUUAACAAGCUCAGCCAAAAAAGGAAGAUUGAAUGGAAUUCAAGGACAGUGUCCACAUUCCAUGCCUUGGUGGUUGGUGGUUUUUGUCUGUAUAUUUUGUUGUACGAUGAAGCUGUUAAUGCCGACCAUAUCUGGGGUGACCCUUCAAUAGUGAAACUGAAUAUUGCUAUUACCACAGGCUACCUCAUUUCUGAUUUGUUGCUUAUUAUUUACUACUGGAAAGCUAUUGGUGACAAAUAUUUUGUAAUACAUCACUUGGCAGCUCUGUAUGCUUACUCCUUUGUACUGAGCAGAGGAUUGUUGGCUUACUUUGCGAACUUCCGUCUGCUUGCGGAGUUCUCCACUCCUUUUGUGAAUCAGCGGUGGUUUUUUGAAGUAUUAGGAUAUCCCAAAUCUUCCAAGGCCAACAUCAUCAAUGGUGUGUUAAUGACAGUUGUGUUCUUCGUGGUGAGGAUUGCAGUCAUACCUAUGUACUACAGCCGUGUGUUUUCUGCAUUUGGAACAGAGGCUUUUGAGAGGUUAGGAUUUGAGGCCCAGAGCGCCUGGAUUAUCUCGAGUGUUGUUUUGGAUGUCAUGAACGUGAUGUGGAUGGUCAAAAUUACAAAAGGAUGCUACAAAGUUAUUCGUCUUAUUGGACGGGAGGAGGCCAAAACCCAUAAAAAUGGGAAAUCUGACUAGAAAU
Molecule: messenger RNA, 804 nt
Organism: Tinamus guttatus (white-throated tinamou)
Lineage: Eukaryota; Metazoa; Chordata; Aves; Tinamiformes; Tinamidae
Gene: TLCD4
Product: TLC domain containing 4
Biological process (GO): lipid homeostasis
Cellular component (GO): endoplasmic reticulum; membrane
Source: RefSeq, a predicted model, not a curated record